Messenger RNA from Schizosaccharomyces osmophilus, 2025 nucleotides. RefSeq names its product 6-phosphofructo-2-kinase/fructose-2,6-bisphosphate 2-phosphatase. NCBI's taxonomy places the organism in Eukaryota, Fungi, Ascomycota, Schizosaccharomycetes, Schizosaccharomycetales, Schizosaccharomycetaceae. Gene Ontology annotation, cellular component: cytosol. Gene Ontology annotation, biological process: fructose metabolic process; fructose 2,6-bisphosphate metabolic process. The transcript has a single exon. Gene Ontology annotation, molecular function: ATP binding; 6-phosphofructo-2-kinase activity. The coding region runs from base 1 to 2025 and encodes 674 amino acids. The record is from RefSeq and is a predicted model, not a curated record.
AUGUCAGCGCCAAACAGCGAACGGGACUCAAGCUUUUUCAAGGAGGAUCAACUUGUUCAAUCUCCAGUCAGUUCUCCUACCUUACACGAGUCUCCACCAUCUUCCCCUAUACUCAGUCAUACUUUACACAACCUGAAGGAUUUUCAAGGUCCAAGACUACCCUCUCGUUUCACAGAAAAUGGCCUUGUCUCCAACCAAGAUGCCUCUUCCCAGGAUGCAGAAUCCUCCAUAAAAUCGCAAAAUACUACCCCUACCCAUCCAUCCGCUUCCACAACUCCCGAUGCAUCUUCGUUACAUUCUUCUGAUUCGUCUCCUGUUCCAUUUCACUUAAACUCGCCCCAUACGCCUAAACGAAUGGCCUCGGAAGGGUACUUUGCAUUGCCAAAGCAAGUCUCUUCUUUACGCACAGAGUACCGGCCUGCUUCACUCCAUCAUGUUCCCAGUUUUCAUCCACCCAGCGAUAGUGCUCCACCAUCUCCCCUUCUGCUUGCCCAAAGUAUGAAACGAAAAGGCUCCACAAUGAGUAUUCCGGGACAAACCUCCAGUGUGUAUUCGAAUCCAAAUUCCGAGGGUGAGGGCACUGCGCCAGAGGAAAAACUAGUAAUUAUUAUGGUCGGUCUUCCGGCUCGAGGCAAAUCGUAUAUCGUCAACAAAUUGGUUCGAUACUAUAAUUGGCUUCAGUAUAACUGUAAAGCGUUCAACGUCGGAAACUUCAGAAGAAAACAAGCUUCUCGUGGACCUGACGAUGCUUCUUUUUUUGAUCCCUCCAAUCCUGAAACUUCAAAACUUCGAGAGGACAUGGCGAUGAAUACACUAACUGCUUUGCUCGACUGGUUUGAAAAUGAGAAUGGUGUCGUUGGCAUCUUCGACGCCACCAAUAGCACUGCUAUCCGAAGGAAGGCUGUCGUCGAGCACUUAAAGAAUGUUCCCUACGUAACCACCCUUUUCAUCGAGUCUGUUUGCAAUGAUGAGCAGUUAAUUGCUGCCAACAUGAGAAUGAAACUCUUUGGUCCCGAUUAUAAAAAUAUGGAUCCUGAGAAGUCACUUAGAGACUUUCAGGAGCGUGUUCGAUUGUACGAACAAAAGUACGAACCGCUUGGAAAAUUCGAGGAGGAUUUGAAUUUACGCUACAUUAAGGUCAUUAAUGUAGGCAAAAAGGUAGUCGCCUUUAAUAUUCGGGGAUUUCUUGCCGGUCAGGCAGUUUUCUUCUUGCUUAAUUUCAACCUUUCGCCUAGACAGAUUUGGGUAACUCGUCAUGGAGAGUCCGUGGAUAACACCAUGGGCCGUAUAGGAGGUAAUGCUUCAUUAACCAAUCUUGGAAAGCAAUACGGAGAAGAUCUUGCAAUGUUUAUCGAAACAAAGCGUGCGGAAUUCCAAGAUCGAUUGUUUUAUGAUAUUACGAGGGAAUCCAAUCUUUUAAAUGGCGGUAACUUGUAUCAAAAAAAACAAUAUCAACCCGACUAUAAUAAUCAGUCUCCAACUGAAGCAAGGACUCCUAUUGAAUUGGAUCCAGAAGAUGAAGAAAAGAUUAUUAAGCCUUUCAGCGUGUGGACUUCAAUGAUGAAAAGGAGCAUGGAAACUGCUGCAUAUUUUGACGAUGAACAAUAUGAUAUCAAAGCUAUGCGAAUGCUAAACGAAAUUUGUUCGGGUAUUUGCGAUCAGCUUACAUAUGAGCAGAUAGAGAACAUGCACCCCGAGGAGUACGAAGCUCGAGCGUUGGAUAAGCUUAAUUACAGAUAUCCCGGUUCUGGUGGUGAAAGUUACCUGGACGUUAUAUAUCGACUUCAAAGUGUUAUUGUCGAGAUAGAACGCAUGAAACAUCAUGUUCUAGUUAUUGGACAUAGAGUCAUCACAAGAAUUAUAGUCGCGUAUUUCCUGGGAUGCCGUCGAGAAGAUAUUGCACAUUUGAAUGUGCCUCUCCAUACUGUUUAUUGUAUUGAGCCGCAACCGUACGGCACAAACUUUUACCAAUAUAAUUAUGACCCACAGACACGCACUUUCACCCGCGUACCCUUCCAUGUCUAA